Molecule: messenger RNA, 483 nt
Organism: Haemonchus placei
Lineage: Eukaryota; Metazoa; Nematoda; Chromadorea; Rhabditida; Trichostrongylidae
Source: the annotation of a GenBank genome assembly
GUGAUGAGCUUGUUCUCAACCAUCCGUGGCAAGAAAGGAGUUCCGGGUAUUGGUACGGUGGCUGUCGGUCCGAUUGCAAGCAAAACCAAAAAGUUGGUAAUACAGGAAUGGCCAAACUUUCCUUUUCAGAAGACCUUCGGUCUUGGCGACAAUGAAAAUCCGGCGGACAACGAGGCUUUCAUGAAGAUCUGGCCAACUGUUCAGGAGUUCUUCCACAAAUUGAUAGUAACGAUGCAACUAGACGACGAUCUCGUACGAAACGCUUGUGAGGAACUUGGCGCACGGCAUGUCGACUUCAUCGCUCGUGGUUUCAAUUCUAAUUUCUGGGAUAUAUUUCUGGUAUGUAUGGCUGAAGUUGUAGAUGAAACCCUAACUGGAUACAUUACGGACGAAGCGAAACGAGCAGAAAUGAUAUUGGCAUGGCAAAGUAUAAGGGGAUAUGGGAGGGUUCUGUUGCGCAGGGUUAGUGGAACUCAUGGUUAA